Messenger RNA from Linderina pennispora, 3282 nucleotides. RefSeq lists its product as uncharacterized. Lineage: Eukaryota; Fungi; Kickxellomycota; Kickxellomycetes; Kickxellales; Kickxellaceae. Gene Ontology annotation, molecular function: protein binding. Bases 1 to 3282 code for a protein of 1093 amino acids. The transcript is spliced from 2 exons. The record is from RefSeq and is a predicted model, not a curated record.
AUGAGCUAUCGCCCGGUCAGCGGCCUGUCGGAUGUUGAUAGCAUAGCCAGCGAUGCCGACGACGAGGAUGCGUUAUUCGGGCCCGCGUCCAAUGCAGAGUUUCGCAGAAUGCAGGCCCACGACGAGCACCGCCGGAGGACCCAGGUGUUGAUGCUAUUGCCGCUGGACGACGUAUACUUCAACACCCCAGAGCACGAGGCGAGCGCAGUCAAGCUACAAGCGUGGUGGAGGAGCAUAAUGGCCCAGAGACAGUACAUGCGCAUGCGCAGCAGCGCUUUAUUAAUACAGCGGAUCGCCCGUGGUGCGCUUGCACGUCGCACAUUCCGCCGCCGCCGCCACGAAUUGCAGCAGCUGGCAUUCAAGGGCUCGGUCAGUGCGCGUCGCCGCAAGGACCAGGGGUGGGUGCCACCGCCACUGGCCUAUUCGCGGUCCGAGCCGCCAUUGUCGCGGUCCGAGCCAAUGAUCUCCUCACCACCGGCCUUCGCCGCCUCCAACGCAUCUGCCGCUACAAUCGAGACCACCAAGGUCCGUCGCGGCCGGUCCAUUCGCAACUGGUUCCAGCGGUCAUCGCCACCUAGCGACACCAGCGACAAUGCCCGCCCAAUUCACAACAGCAACCACCAUCACCAUCCACAGGUAAAUACCACACACCACCGGUCAUCCACAAAUCGCGCCACGCGAUUGAUUUCCCGCAUCUUCUCCACACUAACUCCCAGCAGGCGCUCCUCCGCCAACCAUGCUGCCACCACUGUCAAUAUUGUUGUUCAUGCCGCUGCCGAGGCCGCCGCCACUGUGCUUGACCGCCCCGCCUCCCGGCCCAUUUCCAAACAGCAGAAGAAGCACCUGAAACGUGCCCGCCGCUACCUGCUGCUCUUGGGCACGCGCCUGGCUGCGCUGUCGCCGCGCAGCCAGCGCAGCAUGGUUGUGUGCUCGGCUGCCGGCGGCAUGUUAAGCCAGUCACUUUUGUCAGUCAAUGAUCCUUCCUUGGUGUCAAUCAGCAACAGCCCGCGCCUGAGCAUCCAUCUGUCCAAAGACACCCUCCAUUUGCACCACUCCCAAUCUACCCAGCUCUUCCCCGCAUCCACAGCCACCAUUCCACUCUCCACCCUAUUAACCCAACCACCAAACUCCACCCCACAGCAGCCCGACACCGACCCGCCAGCGUCUCCGACGACACUCAAGCCCAAACGCUCGAUUCUCCGCGCCAAAAUCGGCCUACUGGGCAGGCAGUCGCCAAGAUCGCCGGAACAUGCACCUAUGAGUGCCCCUGCGGAACGCGUCCCGAUGGUCACUGCGCGCGUCUACCCGGUCGUCGAAAUCGACAAGCGGUCGGAGGAAAUCAGCCUGCCACAAUCCCCGCCAAUGUCUAUACGGUCUGUGCAGGUUGCUGCAAAGCCCCACAUGAUGCCACCGGUACACCAGCCAACCGACCACAACGACAUGCAUUCCGGAAACUCUGCACGGCCACUGCACGUCCAUGGAUUCCAGAAGACCCGGGUGCAGCCGCCAAUACAGCCAGUCCAUAGCACGCAGUCGGACGAGGACCCGCUGGAGCAAGGCAGCAGCAGGAUCGCCGUCGACAGCAGCGAGGAGAGCGAGACAUGUAACGCAACCCACGGCACCACAGUGGACUCGUCGAUGCCGUUCAUUCCGCUAAAGUCCAGCACACCAAAUGUAGAGGCAGCUGAUAUGGCAGACAAGUCGGAGGACGAUGACAUGCCGUUGGGCGAGCUUGCACGCAGCAGCAACGAGUCCAGCGCGGUCUCGCCCAUGGCCAUCGACGAAGAGUCGGCAGAGAAUGGCCCAGAGACGCCUGUCCGGCAGGCACGCAAAAUAACCGAUGCCAAUCUGGUCAGCGACAUGGAUUUCAAAGACAGCCCGGCCACUGCCUCGCCGACAAUCGCGCAUAUCGACAGCCUGUUCCUGAUGGCCGACGAAAACAUGGCCGCUGCGCAGCAGGUGCAAAUGAAGCACGAUGGCGAGGAGCUUUCGCCGCGGCUGUCACUGCGGCUAUCGGCCAAUGCAUCGACGUUCAACAAUUUCAACAUCUCUGCCUUUGCGCCUUCCACUGAACCCAUUAUUGAGAGCGCCGAGGCUUCGCUGCAAGACUCUGAGGACAGACCGCGCGCAGCCCCUGCGUCCACAGUCGGCCCAGAACCCAAAUCCGCAGAGAACGACACGAACAGCAUGGCAUCAGUAGCAUCGAAGCCAGUGGACGCAGAGGAGAACCAGGAGGAAAAAGAGGAGACCCCGGCGCUGGCACGGCUGCGGUCGCUGCGGGCACGUCGUCUGGGCCAGGCAGUCACCACAAGCACAGCAGCUGAUGCAGAGACUUCCGGCAGCCGGCGGUUCCGUGCCACACAGACCCUGCCAAAGGCCAAGCACGUAGUCCAGAAGCCGCUGUCGAAAAUGGGGCCCCUGCAGCUGGACCGGCUGACGAAACUCAACACCAGGCGCAACUCGACGUACCUUACAUGCAAGAUCGAGAAAUACACCGUCGAAAAGGAGGGCGACCGGCCGCCGUCACCCUCGUCGAUGAUGCAGGAGCGCGCGCUGCUGCGACGUGUGGCACGCGGUGAGAUCAACGAGGACGGCGACUAUGUUUAUGCCAGCGGCUUGGACGACGACGACUCGGCGAGCGACGUGUCCAUGGCCAGCGCAGAGCUGCCAGACGACACAGUGGGACUGGGCGUGGCCAAUCUGCCGAUUGCCGCCAAUGCCGCGAUCCACGAGCUGGUCGAGACCCGCCCAUUGACGCCUGCCGACGACCUGUCCGACACUGACAUGGCAGCUAUGCCGGGCUCCAGCAGGGCACUACUGGAGGGGUUCCAAGAGGCUGGGCCUGUGGAACCCAGCGACAGCAGCGAUGCACAUGACGGCAGCAAGCGCAAAUCAAUCGAACUGCCGCGCCUGCCGUCGGUCGAUGUGGGCAGCAAGAAGCAGCGCCGGCGGCAGCGCAUCCAGUGGGGAAGCUGCGAUACCCUCACGGCCACACGUCUGCUCGGCCGCCUGCCGGUACCCAAUGCCCUAGGUGAGUACGCGGGAAUGCCCGGCAAGCCCAUUUUAUUGCGCGACGUGCCCGUCCCCGACGACCCCGAGACCAACCAGCCCUCGAGCAAGCGUGUGCCUGCCAGCAAUAACCUGAAAGUCGUCCGUGUCGCCUGCAUCACAUAUCCAAAUAGCACCAACCCCGAGGAAUUUGACUCGGACGAGUCCGACGAGGACCUCAUGGAUGACGACGAAGAGUAUGUGCCGAGGCGAUCGGCGAGCCGCAAAAAAUAA